ACUGUCAAAAUAACCAAUAACCAAAAAAGCUGAUUUCGUAUUUCGUACAUAAUAAUUAAACAAGUCUUAGUUACCUAUACCUACUUAAGUAAAGAAAAAAAACGAGAAAAGCGUGUAUGUAAAAUUUUAUUAAUCAAUGGACUUUUGAUAUUAAAAUGGCAACGAACUAUGCAAAGUAUGCCCAAUUAAUAAAGGGUACUAGUAACUAUGCCCGAAGAAUGCAGAGGUUAUCAAACCGUAUUUUUGGUGAAGUAGCCACGCAAACAAACCCUAGCUCUUUGAAGGUAGUUAAAAUGUUUGCAGCUCGACCUCUACAUACAAACGAAGAGAUUCUUCACUAUUAUCCGCGCCACAUAGAGACACACGCGCUGAUGCUGAAGCUGCGAGAGUACGGUUUGUUCAGAGACGAGCAUCAGGACUUUGUUGAGGAAAUGAAGCGACUUCGUGCAUUACGUGGUAAAGUGAAAGUCUGGAGACGACAUAUGAACAAUGAAAACAAGGAAUAAUGUAAAAUCAAUUUGUAAUAAAUUUAGGAAAUAGCUUUAGUUAUUAAAUACUAUACACUAAUACCAGUC
Messenger RNA from Zerene cesonia (dogface butterfly), 575 nucleotides. RefSeq names its product 28S ribosomal protein S33, mitochondrial (gene mRpS33). Gene Ontology annotation, cellular component: mitochondrion. NCBI's taxonomy places the organism in Eukaryota, Metazoa, Arthropoda, Insecta, Lepidoptera, Pieridae. The transcript has a single exon. Bases 156 to 506 code for a protein of 116 amino acids. The record is from RefSeq and is a predicted model, not a curated record.